Messenger RNA from Thermothielavioides terrestris NRRL 8126, 915 nucleotides. RefSeq lists its product as uncharacterized. The record is from RefSeq and is a predicted model, not a curated record. Lineage: Eukaryota; Fungi; Ascomycota; Sordariomycetes; Sordariales; Chaetomiaceae. Gene Ontology annotation, biological process: regulation of mRNA processing; spliceosomal complex assembly; protein phosphorylation. The transcript has 4 exons. Gene Ontology annotation, molecular function: ATP binding; protein kinase activity. The coding region runs from base 1 to 915 and encodes 304 amino acids.
AUGCGCAUCGGAGAAGUCACUGGGGAGCACUACCAGGUCGUCGCCAAGCUCGGCUAUGGCGUCACUUCCACUGUCUGGCUGGGUCGAGACCUAAGGGAUGGGAAGUACUGGACGCUUAAAGUGCACAUCAACAGCCUGAGACACAAUCAGGAGCGUGUAGUCUUCCACCACCUGGCCAGUGUCACUACUGUCACCCCCGGCCAUCCUGGCAAGCGACAUGUCCGCGAGCUCCAUGAUUCAUUCACACUGACAGGCCCGCACGGCGACCACGAGGUGUUCGUCAUGGCCCCGUUGGGCAUGAGCCUGAGGACAAUGCAGCAACGGCAGCCGACGCGCGUCUUCAUGAAAAUGCUCGUCACGCCCGCGAUCGACCAGGUCCUCGUCGGCUUGGACUAUCUCCACGAAGCCGAGGUGGUCCACACUGACUUGCAUUCGGACAACCUUCUCAUCGCCAUGACGGACGACUCCAUCCUUGCCAAGGUAGAAGAGGACGAGAUCCGGGAGCCGUCAGCCCGGAAGCAGGACGUGGACCGGUCUAUCUACGUGUCGCGGUAUAUGCUGGGCGGCGCAGGCCCGCUCACCAUCUGCGACUUUGGCCAGGCACGUAUCGGCCGCGAGCAUAUUGGCCAUGCCAUGCCCCUGCAAUUCCGAGCCCCUGAGAUCAUUCUCAACAUGGAAUGGGGAAGUCCCGUGGACAUGUGGGCCGUAGGGUUGUUGGCGUGGGAUCUGCUCGAGCCGAAAAUGCUCUUCGACGUGUACGACACCGAUUCCCCCGAGCUCAACAACGCCCACCACCUUGCCGCCAUGACGGCCCUCCUAGGUCCGCCGCCGCCCGAAUUUCUCAAGAGAAGCGGGGAGACAAGCAAAUAUUGGUCCGAAGACGGUGAGCCAAUGGAUCAAUGCCCCACGACGUAA